UCCACCAUUAUGGGUACACUGUCAGAAGCAAAUGGUACCUUUGCCUUGAAUCUCUUGAAAAAGUUGGGUGAAAAUAACUCGAACAACUUGUUUUUUUCACCCAUGAAUAUCUCAUGUGCCCUUGCUAUGGUCUUCAUGGGAGCCAAGGGGAACACUGCCACCCAGAUGUCCCAGGCAUUGUCUUUAGAUAAAAGCAGAGCUGGAGAUGAAGAUAUUCACCAAGGUUUCCAGUUACUUCUCACUGAAGUUAACAAAACUGACACUCAGUACCUGCUCAAAACAGCCAACAGGCUCUUUGGAGACAAGACAUGUGAUUUCCUCUCUUCUUUUAAAGAUUCUUGCCACAAAUUUUACCAAGCAGAGAUGGAAGAACUUGACUUCAUUAGUGGUACAGAGACAUCCAGAAAGCACAUAAAUGCUUGGGUAGCCCAAAAGACAGAAGGUAAAAUCACAGAGUUACUGUCUUCAGGUGUAAUUGAUUCAAUGACUAACCUGGUUCUUGUGAAUGCCGUCUACUUCAAAGGGAACUGGGACAGCCCGUUUGACAAAAAGGAUACCAGGGAAAGACCUUUUAAAAUCAGCAAGAAUGAGCAGAAACCUGUGCAAAUGAUGUUUAAAAUAUCUACUUUCAAAAUAACCUAUAUAGGAGAAAUAUUCACUCAGAUUCUAAUGCUUCCCUAUGUCAAGAAAGAGCUAAAUAUGAUCAUCCUGCUCCCAGAUGAAAACACCACUUUGAACAUGGUUGAAAAAGAACUUACUUAUGAGAAAUUUAUGGAAUGGACACAUCCAGACAUGUUUGAUGAGGAAGAGAUGCUAGUCUACCUUCCUAGAUUCAAGCUGGAGGAGAAUUAUGACAUGAAGGAUGCCCUUUGCAGUUUGGGCAUGGCCGAUGCCUUUGUCCAAAGCAAAGCAGACUUUUCUGGAAUGUCUUCCAGGAGAGACCUGUAUCUAUCCCAGGUUGUGCACAAGAGUUUUGUGGAGGUUAAUGAGGAAGGCACAGAGGCAGUGGCUGCCACUGCUGGCAUAGUGCUGCCAGGCUCUACAAGGAUCACCCGACAGUUUUGUGCCGACCAUCCCUUCCUCUUCUUCAUUCAGUAUGCCAAGACAAACAGCAUUCUGUUCUGUGGACGCUUCUCAUCUCCAUGA
Messenger RNA from Elephantulus edwardii (Cape elephant shrew), 1146 nucleotides. Its product is annotated as serpin B6-like. Gene Ontology annotation, molecular function: serine-type endopeptidase inhibitor activity. Gene Ontology annotation, biological process: negative regulation of endopeptidase activity. The record is from RefSeq and is a predicted model, not a curated record. The transcript has 6 exons. NCBI's taxonomy places the organism in Eukaryota, Metazoa, Chordata, Mammalia, Macroscelidea, Macroscelididae. Gene Ontology annotation, cellular component: cytoplasm. The coding region runs from base 10 to 1146 and encodes 378 amino acids.